GGAGGAAGCGGGGCGGCGGCGGCCGGUCGAACGGGACACGCCUUUCGCCCUUCCCGUCCCGACCCCCCGGGCCCCGCCGCCCACCACGGGCGCGGUGCCAGCGCAGCGCGGCCGCCGCGGCCCCGCCAUGAGCCGCAGCUAGCCGCCUUCCGGAGCCGCCGCCGCCGCCUGCCCCGCCGCGGCGGCGGCCGGGCCCGCGAUGCCGAACCAGAAGGGCGGCAAGGGCAAGAAGAAUAAGCGCGCCAACAGCAGCGGCGACGAGCAAGAGAACGGGGCGGCGGCGAGCGGCGGGGCCGCGGCGGCGGCGGGCGGCGGGGCCGCGUCUGGCGGCGGAGCCGGAGCAGCGGCGGCGGGCGGCGGGGCGGGCGGCGGAGCGGGCGGCGGGGCGGCCGCGGGCGGCGGGGCGGCCGGAGACGUCAAGAGCGAAGCCCCUUGUGCUACUCCACUGAUCUGUAGCUUUGGAAGACCGGUGGACCUUGAGAAGGAUGACUACCAGAAGGUUAUAUGCAAUAAUGAGCAUUGUCCAUACAGCACCUGGAUGCACCUUCAGUGCUUCUACGAGUGGGAAAGCAGCAUUCUUGUCCAGUUCAACUGCAUUGGCAGAGCCAGGAGCUGGAACGAAAAGCAGUGUCGCCAAAACAUGUGGACAAAGAAGGGAUAUGAUCUGGCUUUCCGCUUCUGUUCCUGUCGAUGUGGGCAGGGUCAUUUGAAAAAGGACACAGACUGGUACCAAGUGAAGCGAAUGCAGGAUGAUAAGAAGAAAAAAUCGGUGCUGGAGAAGAGCACAGGAAGAUCAAUGGCAGAGUCAGCAGAGGAAGCCAAAAAGGGCAGGUCAGCCAACAAGCCACAGAAGGGCUUGAGUCACGACAUCCAGCGACGGCACUCAAUGGACAGGCAGAACUCCCAGGAGAAGGGUGUCAUGGGCGGCAGCUACGGUGUUCGUUCGCCUUGUGUCUCUCCCGGCCAGUCCCCACCCACUGGCUACUCUAUUCUUGCCCCCACACACUUCAGCGGCCCUCGUUCCUCGCGAUACUUAGGAGAGUUUUUGAAGAAUGCCAUUCACCUGGAGCCCCAUAAGAAGAACAUGGCCAGUGGGGGCAUGUUCAGGAAUGCACAUUUUGAUUACGGGGCAGCUGGCUUGCAAGCACAUAGAUCAGGACACUUUGAUGCUCCUGUGCAGUUUUUGAGAAGGCUUGAUCUAUCUGAGCUGCUUACUCACAUCCCCAGGCAUAAAUUGAAUACUUUCCAUGUGCGGAUGGAAGAUGAUGCCCAGGUGGGCCAAGGGGAGGACCUUCGGAAGUUUAUCCUUGCUGCUCUUAGUGCCAGCCACAGGAACGUUGUAAACUGUGCAUUAUGCCACAGGGCACUGCCAGUGUUUGAACAGUUUCCGCUGGUGGACGGGACCCUGUUCCUUAGCCCAUCGAGACACGAUGAGAUUGAAUAUGAUGUUCCCUGUCACCUUCAAGGAAGGCUUAUGCACCUCUAUGCUGUUUGUGUAGACUGCUUAGAAGGGGUUCACAAAAUUAUCUGCAUUAAGUGCAAGUCCCGCUGGGAUGGAAGCUGGCAUCAGCUGGGAACUAUGUAUACCUACGAUAUUCUGGCAGCAUCUCCCUGUUGUCAGGCUCGACUGAACUGUAAGCACUGUGGGAAGCCAGUAAUAGAUGUACGGAUUGGCAUGCAGUAUUUCUCUGAAUACAGCAACGUCCAGCAGUGUCCUCACUGUGGAAAUCUAGACUACCACUUCGUGAAGCCAUUUUCUUCAUUUAAAGUUUUGGAGGCUUAUUGACGAAAGCUUUGCUUUAGUAAUAGCUAUUUUAUGGGUAUUUCAACUUUAUUACAUAUCUUUUUAUAGAAUUCAUUCUGUGAUGAAAUUUAAUUUUUUUUCUAACUGGAAGAGCAGCUUCUUUGUCUGUGUACAUAUUAAUAUGUAUAUAUACAUGUUGUUAAAACCAGAAUCCUCCUGACAAGAUCUCUGUGAAGGCUGGAGACAAGCCAAUUUAAUGGCCUUGGAGUAUAUCCCACCUGUGGGGUAAAGUUCAGCUAAAAAUGAUUUGGUUGUUUUUUGUUUUGGUUUUUGUUUGUUUUGUUUUUUAAUUAUUGUAAUACAGUUUAUAGGAAGGGCUUGUGGAGACAUACAGGACAGAGAAAUAUGUCCAAUUGGAAAGUGGGUAAUUGUAGAGGGUUGUUGCCCUUCCAGUUUGGUAGAAAUGGGAAAUCCUUGGAAAGAAACCGUCCCGUUACUGUUGAAUUCAUUCAGCCUUUUGCACUGGUUCCCAUGGGCAAAGGAGCUGGCGCCACACUGCCAUGUCACUUCAGCAGGCUUUCUUUCAGAUUUUCUGAGAUGGGGUAAAUUAAGGUGUUGUGACAAGUGAAUGUAAAUGUUUGCCAGAAAAUGCAGUCUUGAAACAAAUUAACAUUUUUUGGCACAGUGUCUUCCUGCUGUGUGUUGCCCUUGCUGACAGACCAUAGGCAAUAGUGCUGCUUCCACUGGGGAUGGGCAGGUCAUCUGGUUGUACCAAAACAAGCUGGAGAUCUUAACAUGCUUUAUUUAAAGGUGUUUGUUCACAGACUUUUUAGGGAAUGAGCAGGCAGGGCUGAAUGGGGAUGUGUUUGUAUGUGUCUGCUGGAGCCAAGGCUUUGCUGCCUGCUGCAGACUGGUGUGGAGGGAGUUCCAAGUGGGACCUGGGCUGUCCAACCUGUAAGAGCUGAGAGGUACUGAGUACCAAACAUGGCAUUGCUUUUUAAAACAACUAAUUGCUGAACCUUUGUCUUUCAAAAUUGCAUUAAGUCCGGGAUCUAAAAAUUUGGAGACUUUUUAAGAAAGCAGAUUUAGCAUAUUUACUUUGUACAUGCCUCUGGGCUGUACAUAAUAGACUAUGCAUUAGGCAGUGAGUUUGUAUCAGAGGGCUUGGCCCUGUAGUCUCUGCAAUUGUUUUGUGGUUCCCAUUUCUCACUUCUGUAAUUUAUUUUAUUUUUUUUAAAAUACGUCAUGAAUCUUUUGCUUGGUUUCUCAAGCCAGUCGACAUUUAUGGGAGGGUUUUUUUUUGUGGUUUUUUUUUUCUUUUCUUUUCUCCAUGGUGUGUUUAUGGAGUGUUUGUUCACUUGAGAGUUGUGGGUUUUGUUUCUGUUUACAAGGUGGGAUUAUUACUUGUUUCUUCUGAAGUUGUUUGAUUUUCCCCAAUUAGAACCUUUUUAAAGAGUGUCUCUGUUGAAAUUAAGAUCUUGAAAAUGGCCCUUAUACUCUGCCACCCUGGGAAAGAAAACAAAAAAGGCAGAUGCCAAAAAAGAAUGGACUGAGAAUUAUGCUUUCUGCUAAGUUAAGGAAUUAAUGUGCACAUAAAACUCAAACGACAGAAUUAGCUCAUUUUAGCAUUAGCCACUCUUCUAGUAAUACCUGAGCUGCACAGAGGGCUUAUGUUGGCACAGAUCGUAGAAUCAUAGAAUGGUUUGGGUUGGAAGGGACCUUCAAAGAUCCAUCUAGUUCCAACCCUUCUGCAUAGGCAGAGAUAGCCCCCACUAGACCAGGUUGCUCAGAGCCCAUCUAACCUGCCCUUGAGCACUUUCUAGGGAUGGGGCUUCCACAGCUUCCCUGGGCAACCUGUGCCAGUGUCUCACCACCCUCACACUAAAGGAUUUCCUCCUAAUGUCUAACCUAAAUCUACCCUCUACCCCUUGUCCUCUCACUACAAGCCCUUGUAAAAAAACCCUCCCCAGCUUUCCUGUAGCCCCUUCAGAUACUGGAAGGCCGCUAUAAGGACUUCCUGGAGCUGCCUUUUCCAUACUGAACAACCCCAACUCUCCUAGCCUAUUUACAUGGGAGAGGUGCUCCAGCCCUUUGAUCAUCUUUGUGGCCCUCCUCUGGACUCUCUGCAGGAGCUCCAUGUCCUUCUUAUGUUGGGAGCUCCAGAAUUGAACAUGGUAUUCCAUGUGGGGUCUCUUGAGAGCUGAGUAAAGUCACAAGAAGUUACCUACAAAUCGAUCCAAGAAAACAUAUUCCUUCUCCAACAGCUUAUCUACUGCUUGAGGAAAUGCCUAUUUUCUUGCAAAACACAUCUCUCAACUGGAGGCUUAGCAGCACAUGCAGCACUGUAAAAAUGACCCGUGAUGGAAAGAUUCCUCUGAACUUUUGCUCCAAAGUAAAUUGUUCCUAAGUUGUAGAGAAUGCUUUCCCUGCUUCUUGCUGAUUCUUAAAACCAGUCUUGGGUUACUGCAAAAUGUAUUUUCUGUAGAUUCCAGUCAAGCAGUGAGGCCUGCCCUUUGGCCAUGAGAGUUUCAGCUGGGCUUUGUAUGAGUACAAAGGCAGAGGUAACUUCUUUGGCACCUAAUGGUGACUUCAGAAGUUAAAUGAGACCGCAGUUUGAUUGCUGUCCAUCUUGACAAGCACUGGAAUUAGCCAUGAGCUUUCACAUGUGUCAAAAGGGAAAUUAUUUCCCUAGCUAGGGAGCUGCUUGCUUUGCUUGUUUGGCUAAAGUUUACUCUUCAUUACCUUUCAUUUUUCUGAUGCUGUGUGUUCUUUUAAAUCUGGCCUGUGGUCAGAUUAAAUUGUGCCUGAAACCUGUUUUGUAAAUGAGAAUACAGUCCUCUGAAUUUGGAGAUUCAUUCUACUCUUCUUAAAUGCACGAUACUCCUUGUGAUAGUUAUAGGAGUGCAUGUGCAAAUGCUUUUCUUUCCAGUAGUUAACUCUGUUUUCCAUAGGAGAGGCUUGCAUUUAGAUAGACUUCAUAUUUUGGAUGUGUAAAAAUGAAUUCAUCCAUCAGUAGGAUGUUUAAAAGUAAAUUUUGAUAACUAUAACUAACAUAAUGGACCUCUUUUACAUGUGUAAUUUGACAUCUACCAAGUAAUCAGCCUGAAAUUCGUGUUCUUUCUAACGCUGCGGAGUCAUUAAAACAACAGUGUUCUAUAGGCAGCCCAUAGACUAUCCUACAGUCUAUUUGCAUUAAUGUCUCCAGUAGUGAGCAGAGUAUUAAAAAUUAAUUUAGGUAGGAAAACAGGGAAUAUUCCAAUUUCUUCCUUCCCCCCCCCCAUAUACUCUUCAUUUUGCUGUACCAGGCAACCUGAGGACACUUGUAAGGCCACUGGUGAGAAAACCCCUCAAAAAGAUACUUUUCCAUAAAGGUUUCUUGUUGAGACAUUUUUGGAUUGCACUUUUGCAGAUGGAAGAAUAUGUACAUAGCAAAUGAAUGUUGAUGAAAUUAAAAUAAUUGGUUAUGAUAUCAUUUGCGUGUGUUCUUAGAGAAUAUUUUGUUGUGACUUCUCUGUAUUAAAAAGUAAUAAAUACCAGACAGCUAA
Molecule: messenger RNA, 5289 nt
Organism: Apus apus (common swift)
Lineage: Eukaryota; Metazoa; Chordata; Aves; Apodiformes; Apodidae
Gene: HECA
Product: hdc homolog, cell cycle regulator
Exons: 4
Coding region: 200-1786 (528 amino acids)
Source: RefSeq, a predicted model, not a curated record